GCCCCGCGCGGCCAGCUUUGGGCGGUAGAAGCGAGGCCCUCACGUGGUAGCUCCGGCGUGGGUCCCGUUGUCGCUCCGGGGUCGGUCCCGUUGUCGCUGUCAGUCCCCGCGAGGUUCCCAUCCGGGACUGACCGCCGGGAGAGUUCCCGACUCGGGGACUGCCCUCUGACCAGUCCGCUGCCCCUCACGGCGCGGCCUGCGUGAGUUCCUCACCUGGGGUGGCCUAUAGGUGAGUCCCCUCCCGGCCGACCUUCCGCCCCAAUCGCGGCUCCUACCGGGUGACCACGUCCCUCCAGGUGCCGAAAUGGCAGCUGUUUAUUCUGGCAUUUCUUUGAAACUUAAAAGCAAGACAACGUCCUGGGAAGAUAAACUAAAACUAGCUCACUUUGCUUGGAUUUCCCACCAGUGUCUUCUUCCAAAUAAAGAACAAGUAUUGCUUGAUUGGGCAAGGCAGUCGUUGGUUGCAUUUUAUAAGAAAAAACUUGAACUGAAGGAAGACAUUGUUGAAAGGCUUUGGAUCUAUGUAGAUAACAUUCUACAUAGCAGAAAACUGCAGAACCUCCUCAAGAAUGGAAAGACAGUUAACCUUCAGAUUUCCCUCAUCAAGAUCAUCAAUGAGAGGAUAGCCGAGUUCUCUCUUUUGGGAUCCCAGAGGAACAUCUGUGUUGUGCUGAGCUGCUGCCAGAGUAUCCUCUCGACACCUGCACUUGCUGUCAUCUACACGGCCAGGCAGGAGCUGAUAGUUGACCUGCUGAGCCAGCUCUGCUGGUUGGCCUGUCGGCAGCCAGGAGCCAUAAUACCCCAGUUGUUUGAAGUCAUUCACCUGAGCCUCAGCCACUACCUCUCACUUCAGCAGCAGCAGGUCAACCCGAGACGCGCCUUUGGGGAGGUGACUGGGCAUCUGCUCCAGCCGUGCCUGGUCUUGAGACACUUUCUCUUGGGGGGCACAUGGACUCAGGCUGGCCAGGGCCAGCUGCGGCCAGCGCUAGGCCGGGAUAUUAGGAAUCAGAUUGAGGCUGUGCUUCAAGGUGGAGCUUUUCAACCCGAGCUGCUCCCUUCAUACAAAGAGGAGCUCUUGGAUCAGCAGCAAGGCGACUCAAAGAUAGGGGCCAUGAAGAAUCUUCUAGCUCCCCUGGGCACUAUGAUUGCCAGGCUGGUGGAUGCUGGCUACUGUGACCCGUCCCUUCAGGCUUCAGUGGUGGCCAACUCCGUGGCCUUGCUAUACAAACUCUUUGUUGAGUCUUACCUCAAGGAGGGGAACCAGCUGCUUUGCUUCAAGGUGCUCCCUCAACUUUUUGGCUGCUUAAGAAUUUCACACCUGGAGGAGCAGAGGCAAGCCCUGUCCGUGUCCGAUUGGACCACAGAACUCCUGGUUGUGGAACAGUUUCUAAACUCAGUGGCCAGUAACACUAUCUACAACAUCGCUGCUGACCGAAUCCGGCAUGGUGAGGCUCAGUUCCACUUUUACCGUCGUCUGGCUGAGUUGCUGCUAAAACAUCCACAGGCCCUCGUGCCGGCCUGGUUCCGCUGCCUCAAGGUUUUGCUCUCCCUGAAUCAUUUGAUCCUGGAGCCAGACCUGGAUGACCUGUUGGCUUCAGCAUGGAUCGAUGCAGAAGUCACAGAGUUGCGGACCCAGAAAGCCCAGGAGGCACUGAUCCACACGCUCUUUCAGACAUAUGCCAAACUCCGGCAGGUACCCCGGCUGUUCGAGGAGGUGCUGGGGGUGCUCUGUCGCCCCGCAGCCGAGGCACUGAGGCUGCCAGUGCUGACUGCUGGCCCUGCUGCGGUGCUCCAAGAGUGCCUCCCGGAGCUGCCCUUGAGCCAGGUCCUGGACACGUGGGCCCUCGUGCAGGAGCGGUUCCAGUCUCUGAUCUUGUCUGGCUUGAGGGGUGACGAGGACAUGGCCCUGAAGUCCCUGUCACUGAGCUCGCUGCUGUGCUGUGUCAUGGUCAACAUGCGGAGCCUGGAUGCUGGCUCACCCCUGCCCGUUGUCAGGCGCACGCGGCAGGCCAUGGACAGGAUGCUGCAGGGCCUUGUGAAGCCCCUGCUGGACCUCCUUCGCAAGCCCUGGCCCUCAACGCCUGAGCUCUGGCAGCAGAAGGUCGGUGACUCUGCGCUUCUGCUUGCCCACACCUGGGCCCAGGUGGACACCGUGCUGCGCUUGAGCUGUAGCCCAUACCGCUCUGAGCCCGGGACCUUGGCGGGCACCACCCCAGAGCCCUCAGGCCCCCUUCCGCUGCUCCCGGGCGUGGAGGCCAAGCAUUGGGAGGAGAUAGAGGAGUUCACGGUUCAGUCCGACUCCCUCGGUCGGUACUGCUUGGAGCAGCUCCACCUGCAGAGAAUGAAGAACACCUUACUGCAAGCCAGUUUCCAGUCUGAAGAAGCCCUCUGUGCUCUGAGGCGUGAUGCCACCUACAUCCUGGGCUCUGGGAGAGUGAGUGUGACCCGGGGGACGUUGGCUUCCUGGGAUGGCCAGGUCGGGACAGUGAGUGCGCUCACCUACCCCAUUGCCCACUGGCACUUGGUCAUGUCCAAUCUCAUGAUUUUAAUAUCAUAUCUUGGUCCAGAUGACCUAGAGUACCUGGCCAGCAUCUUGCUGAGAACUUUACCAGUGAGAAAAGCCCAGGAAGGCUUAGCGGAGGAGGAACCAGAUAUCACACUCGGAAAGAUCUCCCAGGCCGUCCUCCACAGCCCUCUCUUCCCCGAAAUGCAGUCCCUCCACUCCGCAUUCUUCCUGGGCUUGACCGCACGCUGCGGCAACAUCCUGUGUGCCGCUGCGCAGAGGGAGACAGCUCUUCUCCGCCAGCAGCUGCCCUGGCUCUUUGAAGAGGAUUACAUGGUCAUGGCUCACUGGGAAAACAGAUUUGCCAAAGUUGGAUCUGAAGGUGUAGAGCCAAGAGAAGAAAUUGCCCAAAACAUACUCUCGUUGGUCAGGGGUGACUCCCCCAUUCAGCUGGAGGGGGAGCAGUUGGAGAGCAUCCUGCAGCUUUUGGGAGUUCUUUCUGCUCUACAGCUGGACAGCCUCCUGGCACCCUAUCAUGUGCAUUGUUUUCUUCUGUUACUGUCUGUGGCCGUCACCCCGCCAGGCAGCUCUUGCUCCUCCUCCCUGACCCUCAGGUUUUUGAGGACGUGCUACCAGCUUCUCGGUUGCCUGCAGAGAGGCAAGAGUGCCCAGGCUGUGCUCAGGGUCAUGUAUGUUAGCGAUAUCUUUGAGGUCACGCUAACCUCCUUGUUCAGAGCCAGUAGGAGGUUUCUUGUGAGUGUGAAUGACCCCUCUUGGCUGGAAUUCCUCCAGGUGGUGGGAACGUUCUUAGAACAGCUCCUGCAGAUGCUUAUCCAGAGAAAGCCCAGUCUGGGGCUCAAUUUUGGGAAAAUCCUUGCCUUCCUCUCAGGGCACCAACUACACAAUGAAGUGACUUCAGGCAAACGGUCAGAAAAUCAGAUUCCUCUGGGACAGCAGCUCAUGCUGGUGUCCUUAACUAAGGUGUGCCAAGUGUUGGGGCCUUUAGUCAAGGAGCAGAAGCAGCAGGACGAGGCCCCGGAAGUGCUGCCGAAGCUGUUGAAGGAGGUGGUGCUGCAGGCGGGGGCCCUGCUCCAGCACUGCAUGGCCCCUGGGGCCCAGGGCCGCCUCCCGCCCGCUGUCAUCUCGUCCGUGGGCUCACUCUUGGAGGCCAAUGUGGCCCUGCGCUCCAGGCACAAUUGGACAGAUGUUUCGAAAGGGACAGACAAAGCGCUGUCCGCCUACACCACCCUCUACCAGACCAUCUAUGCUCAGAUCCUGUUGGAAUUGCCAGCCCUAGUGGGAGAUCCCCCAUCUUUCCAGGCAGCCGUGCAAUUUUUAACUCUGUUCUUUUUGGUCCCAGAACUACAUCCUCAGAAGGAUUCUGUGUGUACCUCCGUGUUUCAUUCUGUGAGAAAAGUCCUUGCAGAUCCCGUGAUUCCGGUUCAGGUAGUUGAGGAGAUUGAGCCUCACUUGGGAACCUUGUUCACCCAAAUGUUAGAGUCUGGGACGACAGAGGACUUCCGCAUGUGGCUGCAGUGUAUCCUCCAGGGACUGGACGUCAGUAACCUGUGGAGAGCAGAUCUGCAGGCUGUGUUGUCGGCUGCCACAUUGGUUAAGUUACUCCUGAACUGUCCAUGCAGCGAAGAGAAGGCCAGUUUAUUCUGGCGCAUGUGCCCACAGAUGGUCACGGCUCUGAUGCUGCAGACCCGAGAGGCUUGUCAGGAGCAGCCCUCAGCCCUGGCUCUGGUGGGGCCUGUCUUGGACGUCCUGGCUGUGCUGCUGCGGCAGGGGGAAGGGACCAUCAGCAACCCACACCAUGUCAGCCUGGCCUUCAGCGUCCUGCUGACCGUGCCCUUGGACCACCUGAAGCCCCUUGAGUAUGGGCGUAUCUUCUCGAGGGCACACAACGUGCUCUUUUCAAUCCUGCAGUGUCACCCGAAGGUAAUGCUGAAAACCAUCCCUUCUUUCCUGAACUGUUUUCAUAGAUUGUUGUGUUCAAUUAUACGGGAAGGACGGCAGAAAGAUAAAGGAAGUGCAGAGGACCUGCCGGUGGUGCUGGAGUGUGCCCGCCUCGUGGAAAGGAUGUACAGCCACAUGGCAGCGCGGGCCGAGGAGUUCCGGGUGUUUUCCCCCUUCAUGGUGGCCCAGUAUGUGGUGGAGGCACAGAAGGUCACUUUGUAUCCAGCGGUGAAAGUCCUCCUGCAAGAGGGUAUCUACCUCAUCUUGGACCUGUGCAUUGAGUCCGACAUCCAGUUCCUGCGGGCCUCACUGCAACUGGGGGUGAGAGACGUCUUCAAGGAGCUGCACAGCGACUAUGUGAAGCACCACAAGGCCAAGCGCGAGGGAGAGAAAAGAUACGCUGUCUAAGCUGCUCCAGGACAUGCCACCAUGGCCCUGGGCCCGGGCGAGCUGGAGGAUGUCGGGCUUCAGAUGCUUGAAUUCACAGCAUUGAAAUAUGUGCAAAAUCCUUUGGGGUUUAUAUAAUAUGUAUUGCCUUUUACACUGAUUUUUUUCACACCAAAUAUUUUCUAACGUAUUUUUUUAAUGCAGUAAACAUUACAAUGCUGCUGCUGCUGCUAA
Molecule: messenger RNA, 5083 nt
Organism: Bubalus bubalis (water buffalo)
Lineage: Eukaryota; Metazoa; Chordata; Mammalia; Artiodactyla; Bovidae
Gene: URB2
Product: URB2 ribosome biogenesis homolog
Exons: 10
Coding region: 305-4870 (1521 amino acids)
Biological process (GO): ribosome biogenesis
Cellular component (GO): nucleolus
Source: RefSeq, a predicted model, not a curated record